Cucurbita pepo subsp. pepo (vegetable marrow) is the source of this 884-nucleotide messenger RNA. RefSeq names its product ergosterol biosynthesis protein (gene ERG28). Gene Ontology annotation, molecular function: protein-macromolecule adaptor activity. NCBI's taxonomy places the organism in Eukaryota, Viridiplantae, Streptophyta, Magnoliopsida, Cucurbitales, Cucurbitaceae. Gene Ontology annotation, cellular component: membrane; endoplasmic reticulum. The record is from RefSeq and is a predicted model, not a curated record.
UUAUUUUAUUUAUUUUUCCCUAUUUUGUGAGAUCGAGGGCGCGAGCCAGGAGCGACUGGAAUUCCUGUAGAUCUCAGUGAAAUGAAGCUGCUAGGAUGGUGGCUGAUGCUGGUGGGAUCGCUCCGGUUGGCCUCCGUUUGGUUCGGAUUCUUCGACAUAUGGGCGUUGAGGCUCGCCGUCUUCUCCAACACAACCAUGACUGAAGUUCAUGGAAGGACAUUUGGAGUGUGGACUCUCCUAACUUGCACUCUUUGCAUUCUCUGUGCAUUCAACCUUGAGAAUAAGCCCAUUUAUUUGGCGACCUUUUUGUCCUUCAUCUAUGCUUUGGGGCAUUUCUUGACCGAACACUUGAUAUAUCAUACCAUGUCCAUCGCGAAUCUCACGACCGUUGGCAUCUUUGCGGGUACGUCAAUAAUAUGGAUGUUGCUCCAGUGGAAUGCACACCAGAGAAUUCAUCCCAAACAUUCUUGAUGAGGUAGAUGCUUGAUUUGAAUCUGCAGACGAAUUUAUUUUCUUAGUUUCAGGGUGUUGAAUAAACAAAGAACAUUUUCUAUACUAGAUUAGCUUUGGAAACACUGUUGACCUUCAAAACCCUUGUCUUACCUGAUACAAUUUAGCCGCAGCUUUUGUUCAAUGGUAAUGCCCUUUUGCUGAUGCUGACGGGCUUCCAACUAGUACUGAAAAUGGAACUAAUUUAGCUGCCAUCCCGAAGGAACAAACCAUUUGCUUUAUGAGGUUUCUUUAUUGUAGUCUUUAGUUUUAAGAUGGCAUUCCUUUUCUGGAAGGCUGUAUUCUAGCGUUUUAAUGUUUACCGUGAUUAAUGCUCUUGCAAUUUAAUUCCUGUGAAAAAUUUCUGACAUGAUCGAUCCCCUUUGCUUCUGCUA